Etheostoma spectabile (orangethroat darter) is the source of this 4769-nucleotide messenger RNA. RefSeq names its product WD repeat-containing protein on Y chromosome-like. Gene Ontology annotation, molecular function: calcium ion binding; protein binding. The transcript has a single exon. NCBI's taxonomy places the organism in Eukaryota, Metazoa, Chordata, Actinopteri, Perciformes, Percidae. The coding region runs from base 279 to 4565 and encodes 1428 amino acids. The record is from RefSeq and is a predicted model, not a curated record.
GUCAGUAUCUUCGAUCCAUUGCACAUUUGGUACGCAGACACAGAACGUUACACACAAUUGUGAGAACUUGCAGCUCAAGUUUCAGCACUCCAGAACAUAGAACUAGAAUUCUAUUCAUUGCUCCAGACUGCUAAACUCUCAGCACAAUUGCAUUGUUUUCAUUCAAAUAGAAAUUUGAACUAAACCAGGAUUGACAUCUUAAGGGUUGACAUUUUAAUUCUUAAGCAACUCUAUUGAACUGGUUUAUUCGGUCGGAGGACCUAACUGAGAACGCUAAAAUGGAUUCUAGAAGUGAACUUUCAAAGACGGACAAAAUGUUUACUGCUGAAAAUAUGGAUGACAUUGUAACGCUAUUUCAUGAGGCGGAUGCUGAUGGAGGUGGAGGAUUGGACAUUGAAGAAUUCUGUGAAGGACUGAAGCAGUUAUUCCCUACUAUGGAUGAAGAAGAUCUCAUUGCCCUCCACAUGAAGAUUGACACAAAUGGAGAUGGAAGUGUGGACCUCGGGGAGUUAACAGACUACCUGGUGAACAAAAACAAGGCAUCACAAAAUAUGGCUUUUAAAAAUCAAAUCUUUCCCAAACCUAUCGAAAUGAUAUCGGUGGAUCACCAUAAAGCGAUUGUUCGUCUGAUUCACCGUCCCUUCGAGAAUGACAGGAAACCUGAUCAUGGUUCAGAGGUUUUAUUAGGACAAACCAGCACUUACCAAAAAGGUCAAUACCUCUCCAUCAGCUCGAAUGGUAUCCUCAACUUCUGGCCUGACAGCUUUGACACCCCAUACCCGGUUCAGUUAUACAAAAAGGAAAACACACUUCCUUUUUCACACAACAAGAAAAUGCACGUUACUGACAUGGUCUACAUCAGUGAACUCAAACAACUGGCUAUCUCCACUUCUGACAGGGAACUAAUAUUCUAUCGCUGCAAUGAAUUCCCUAAGUUGUUUUCAACCAGCCACUCUUUAAUAGUAGAGGACAACAUAGUGAAUACCAUGAACUACUGGUCCAAAGGCACUAAAGCAGUGUUUUCCUUUGGCGAUGUAAAAGGUUUUUUGUCUGUGUUUGUCUCCUACAACAUAUGUGAAAACGGCCUCUUCUUCAACGGUGCAUAUGAGAAAAUCUCUCUGCGGGAUUAUCCAACUGUUUAUGUUUCAACCCUGUUAAAAAACCCCUCUAAAGACUUUCUAUGUGUGAAGGUCAACAUCUUUAAUGACAUUUGCAGUCAGAUCCAAUAUUUUCCAUCACUUAGGUCGUUUGCUAUCUGCGGUAGUUCAUCCAAGACAAUGGUCCUUGCUUCUCUACCCAAGACAUCCACAACCAAAAUGUCUACAACAGUCUUUAAGAGCAGAGGACAUGUGGACUUCUUCACCUGUGUAGAAUACUCCACUUCCUCUGGGUAUCUGCUGACCGGUGGGACGGAUGCCCUACUGAGGACAUGGUUUCCCCACAAAACAGUGUCAUGCGUCCAGGAAUUAAAGGGACAUGCCAAACCCAUCACCCAUAUAAUGUUAAAUCCCAAGGAAAAAGUUUUUGUUAGUUUAUCGCUGGACCACCAUAUAUGUGUUUGGUCAGAGGAUGCACUGAUCUGUUUGCAAAGCUUCAAGAUAAAAGAAAUGAUGCAGAGUCCUAUCUCCAGUGUGUGUUACAACACACACAACAAUGAGUUAGUCCUAGCUAACACAGAUAUUGGCAAAUAUCUUGGAAGAGGAACUGAUGUGUUUAAAAAUGCAUUAACAUCGCAUGACAAGCCCCUGUGCUGUGCUCUCUAUCACAACAUUUUCAAACAGGUUGUCUCUGUUUGCCAAAAUGGCGUGGUGACAGUGUGGGAUAUCUUAACAGGAACGGCCGCCAUGCAGUUCAAGGUGACUCCAGAUCAGUACGUGGGGCAUGUUGCUAUUUCAUUUGAUGGACUAAAGCGCAGACUGAUCACAAUUUCCCAGGAUGGAAAAGUUAAAAUUUGGAACUUCAACAACGGAACAGAGCUUGCCAUUCUUCCUGUUACCGUACAAAGGGAGGUGACAGGUAUCGUCUGUGUAGACAAUAGGGUGUUUGUGUCGGGAAUGAACUCCAAGAUCAUUUAUGACCUGGACAUACACGGAUAUGACAACAGAUUUUUGAAGCAUGAUUAUUUAGAUGACAUUUGCUCAAUGGAUGUCCAUGAAAACACACUGGUUACUGCCUCCAGCAAUGGAAAUAUUGUCAUCUGGGAGGCCGCCAGUGGCGAAGUUCUCUACUGGCUCAAUGGCAGCAACACCCCUCGAACAAACAUGGCAGACAAAACCACUCAGGGCCAGACAGGGAGUCUGCUUGGUCACAAGAGUCCAAAGCAUGUCAGAGGCACUGGGAAAAGACCUCUAAAUAGUAAAUCCCUGAAUGGGAACAACACUGCUGUGAUUAACACACCUCUUAUCAUAUGUCUGAAGACCAGGGAGGUUAAAGUUCACACAGCCACACUGCUGACGUCUUCAGAUGGCAACAUAUAUGCCUGGUCUGUUAUUAGCAAGGGAGGAUUGAUUGGAAAGUUCAGAGCAGUGAAGGAUGAAGGAGCAGUCAUUACCACCAUGUCAACUGAUCCCAAUGACCAGAUAUUACUGACCGGGGAUAGUACCGGAAAGAUUUAUCAGUGGGACAUUCAGGCUUUUGGGUUUAAAAAACAGGCAAACAACGAGCCAUUUGAGGAUAUAAAUGGGUGGUGCGUGUCAUUGUGUCCACCUCCUCUGUUGCACUCCUGGCAAUCUCACAUCACAGGGGUGGUGAGUGUUCACUGUAACCCAACUUGUGAAAAGUUAAUUACCGCAGGGAACUGCAAUGUCUGUCUGUGGGAAAACACAGGAACCUACAUAGGCCUCUUUGGGAAAGACCAAUGGGGUGCUUCACAAAUCAGCCUUGAGGAGAAUGCUGAACAGGAGGAGACCGGCAGACCAAGCACAACGAAGACCAGCAACUUUCCAUUGGCACGUCCUGUCUUUCCAACAAAAUCAAAGUCAGAAGAACUGACAGACAGCAUUAAAAGCCUCUGUGACAGAAUAGACAAGGUAGUCAGCCCUAAGAAGCCUGGAGCCAAAUUAACAGAGGAUCUACUUGAUCGUGUAAAUAGACGGAUGAUGAAGAUUCAGUCAGGACUUGACUUAAUAAAAAGUGAGGCUCAAUUACAAUUAGAGUUUAAAGAAACUCACAAACCCCUGGAAAAUCUGUAUUUUAGUGAGGUCAACAAGGGGUCUAAAACUACAUCAACACCAUGUCCACCAAACACCAGGCCAACUACAGGUUGCACUAAUGACACCAUCAGCUUAGCAAACAUGCAGCAAUCUGAUGGUGCCGUCAAGCAGGGGACUGAACCCACUUCAAAACAAGUACAUUUGCAGCUCACACAAAGUCAAUUCAAGCCACACCCGCCCCUCAUCAGAGGUGGAUCUGCUCAUGACCAACUCUCUUACCGGACUGCAUAUUUGGACCAGACUAUGUCCAAAUAUGGGCGUGUGCUCAAGCUUCAGCAGAGAAACACAUUACAAGGCAGUGUCCUGACACCAGUUCCACCAAACACCCUGCCAGGCAUGGAGGGGUCUCAGCAAAAACCGGACCAUGUACACUUGCCACCCAUCAAGGAUAAGGUGCAUCGCCCACAUCAUCAGACCCGUUCAAAAUUUCAGCAGAGAGACACCUUAAAAGGCGGUGUCCUCACACCAGUUCCACCAAACACCCUGCCAGCUAUGAAGACCUCGCCACACAUGCAGCUGGACCCCUCUAGGUCCAAAUAUGGGCGUGUGCUCAAGACUCAGAAGAGAGACACAUUACAAGGCAGUGUCUUCACUCAAGUUCCACUAAACACCCUGUCAGGUACAAAGGGGUCUUGGCAAACACCGGACCAUGUACACUUGCCACCCAUCCUUGAUAAGGUGCAGAGCUCACAUCCUCAGACCCAGAUUCAGCAGAGAGACACAUUCAAAGGCGGUGUCCUCACACCAGUUCCACCAAACACCCUGCCAGCUAUGAAGACCUCGUCACACAUGCAGCUGGACCAGACUAGGUCCAAAUAUGGGCGUGUGCUCAAGCUUCAGCAGAAAGACACAUUACAAGGCAGUGUCCUGACACCAGUUCCACCAAACACCCUGCCAGCUAUGAAGACCUCGCCACACAUGCAGCUGGACCAGACUAGGUCCAAAUAUGGGCGUGUGCUCAAGACUCAGGAGAGAGACACAUUAAAGGGCAGUGUCUUCACUCAAGUUCCACCAAACACCCUUUCAGCCAUGGAGGGGUCUCAGCAAACACCGGACCAUGUACACAUGCCACCCAUCGAUGAUAAGGUGCAUUGCCCACAUCAUCAGACCCGUUCAAAGUUUCAGCAGAGAGACACGUUAAAAGGCAGCUUCCUUCCACUGUGUCAACCAAACACACUACCAGCUUUGAAGACCUUACCACACAUUCAGCUCUCGGCUAGUACAGUCAAGCACGGGUAUAAAAUCACAUCAAAGUAUGUACCUUUACCACCCAUCUCUGAUAAGCUCACCACAGACUGCACUAACGCUACAAGGAGCUCAUCAAGAUUACUCAGGAGAGGCAUUAAAAGGUGAGGUUCUCUCACUAUUUCCGACAACCACAACAACCAUUUCCAAUCACUGGCAGCAUGAAGGGUGAUUGUGUGGGUUUAGUCCAGGUGAUCUGGUUUCCUUAAACAAUUGUGUGAGUUCAUUCCAGGUGAUCUGGUUUCCUCAAACAAUUGUAUAGGUUUUCUCCGGGUGAACCGGUUACUCCCACAAUUAAAAUAAAUAAAUAAA